This is a messenger RNA of Acanthaster planci (crown-of-thorns starfish), 3612 nucleotides long. RefSeq lists its product as uncharacterized. The record is from RefSeq and is a predicted model, not a curated record. Gene Ontology annotation, molecular function: DNA-binding transcription factor activity, RNA polymerase II-specific; sequence-specific double-stranded DNA binding. NCBI's taxonomy places the organism in Eukaryota, Metazoa, Echinodermata, Asteroidea, Valvatida, Acanthasteridae. Gene Ontology annotation, biological process: regulation of DNA-templated transcription; spinal cord motor neuron cell fate specification; central nervous system development. Gene Ontology annotation, cellular component: nucleus.
UCGCGUGGCGAGUUUGCGUGACGUCGACUAGCUGAUGGCUCUCAUAAUCAAAAGGCGUGGGCAUGCCCGACAGAGUUUGAUAUCUAUUUGAUAGAGAACCACCGAUAUCUGCUUAGAUUCAAUAGGCAUUGCUCAGUUAUUAUAGAAUGUACUACAGUCGUGUCACAUCUUGACAUAGUUCAGUUGUGGGAGAAAGAGACUUACUGUCGAUUAGAGAGAGGAGUUCAGUGUGGCCAUAGCAUCGUCCCAGUUUGGAUGCAUCAUCGUUUUGUUCGUGCCAGCUUACAAUCUUCGAGCGCUCGAAGUUAGUUCGGGUUUUCCAUUAUUUCACUUACUGAUUUCUGGAAGUGGGACACCGCAGUAAAAGGAAACCAGAAUGGAAGGCCACAAAUCUUUUUCCAUUGAUGCUCUCCUGUCGAAAGAUCCGCCGUGCUCAGCCCGAGCCGUGAAGCCGCGCAGUCCGACGGCUGCUACUGCCGCUAGCACGCUGACUGCCGUGCAGUACGCGGGAAUCCAGGGCCAACUCCAGGCCGCACUCAGUGAGCGCCUGGCCUACUUCCACGCUCACGCCCCGAGCAGCCAGAGCGCCAACAACUCGGCCCGGAUGCUAGCCGCAGCCGCCACGGGCAGUAUCAUCCCCAAGCCGGGUCUGCUCAACCUGCAGCCGCCCGGCGUGCACGGCCCGGCGUCCGCCGUGGUUUCGUCCAAGCACAGCACGGCCGGCGGAGUGGCGGUGCCUGCCAUCUACGCUCACCCGCUGUACGCCGGCUACCUAAACGGACAGCAUCACGGGAUGGCUCACCUCAGCGCCUUCCACGCGGCUGCUUCCGAACACAUGUUGAUGAAGGCAGCAGCUCAUGGAGCAGGUCUGCCUGCUGGAAUUCCUAUGGAUCUCAUCCGAGGAAACAUGAUGAUGCAAAGAAUUGGAGACUAUCCUGGCCACCAACACCCCACGAUCCUGGGCAAGACCCGACGGCCCAGGACCGCCUUCACCAGCCAGCAACUCCUGGAGCUCGAACAACAAUUCAAGAAAAACAAGUACCUGUCCCGACCCAAACGCUUCGAGGUGGCCACGUCCCUGAUGCUAACCGAGACACAGGUCAAGAUCUGGUUCCAGAACCGACGAAUGAAGUGGAAACGCGGCAAGAAGGUGAAGGAGUCCCAGAUCGCGGAGGGGGAGAAGGAAGCCGCGGCCAAUCCCGACGAGGGACGGCCUGAGCACGGACCGGCCCCGCUGGAGAAAAUCCACCCGGAAGAAGACCACGUUGGUAAGACAGAAGUCCGCAGCGACGGCUCCGUCGAGGGUAUCGGGAUCCAUGACGACGACUACUACGACGACGACGAUGGCGAGGAGGACGAAGAUGACAUGGAGGACGAGAUGAUUGCGGAGGGAUACCUCCACGACAGCUCGUCCAGUGAACGGGCGAACAACAACGCAGGGGACAAUGACAACUGCAACGGUGGCAAUCGGAAUCGAUAUUCCUCCGCCACUGGCGAGCGGAGCCUUGACUGCCACCCCGUUGAACCAGUGCAUUAACCGAACAGCAAACGCGGCUGCUGACCAGAUCUUGACCAAUUGUAAUUAGUGCUGUGACAGUUGAAUGUAUAGUGCUAUAUACAUGUAGGCUAUAUUGCGCUUUUUGACUGGCCAGAUAUUUUCAGAGCCAUUCCUGUUCAAAACUUAAAUUCAGAGUAAUUAGGACUUUCUAUGUGGUUGUAAAUAAAUGUAAAAAAAGGUGUUAGGAGUCCUUUAAUUUUGUUGGAAAUCAAAGUGUACGUGCGGAUGAACGUGUAUAAAAAGACAUACUCAUAAAGAGAAGAGAUAAAAAGCUGAAUCUAAAAGACUCAUAUUAUUUGUGAUUCAGAAUUCGGGUAUAUAACUUUUCUUUGUCACUGAUUGAAGUGAUGAUAACUGAUCAGACCACGCAGCUGACUUCAAUACAACUAGUUUCUCUUAUACAUUUCCCGCCGUUUUCCCUGUAUGAUCAGAUACACGCACUUCCGUGUGCGUAUUUUAAAAAUUGCUUUUGUCCAGUGACAGACAGGUUUUAUGGACCAAAAUGGAUUUGUUGGAACUGUUCCAGAUUAUGUUCAUUGCGAAUUGCGUUAAGUGUUAUUUGUAAUUUUCUAACGAAGGCUCCAUUCCUUUUUUUCCCCAUGGGUUUAUCGAAAUGCAAUGCGAUGCUAUGUCAUAAUGCUUCAUUGAACAUGGAAAUAGCAAACGGUUGGAGAACAAGUGACCAAAAACUGAUAAAAGAUGCGCAUUUGUAUCUAACGAAAUUUCCGGACCAAAAACAUGUUUACGGGGAUAAUACAGUCAAUGCAAAGGACUACAUUUGCGGUACUUCAUUACAAUCGCAUUAUCUGCAUACAAAUACACAAAACGUGGCGUGGCCAUCAUACUCUCAUCGGUCAUCGACAAGGUUAUAUAGGUGGUAAUGCAUUACCAGUGUUUAUGUAUAGAGUAGAUUUUGUCUCAGCAGGAAUGUCCAACACCUUUGCCCUUUUAUAUUGUGGGUUGAGUAUCAGAUAACAUAGUUAUUAUUGUUUGAGUUAAGGAGAGCGUUAAGCGUUUCUUUUUGUAGCUUCUUGAAUAGUGCGAAAGUGGGGGACACUGGAAAGGGGGCCGUGUGUAAGCAGAUCGAAACCAGCAAACUCUCCAAAGUGGCGUUUGGCGAACUGGGGGAAAUUGGAAAAAUCGGGCUGUGUCAAAGUAAGAGUGACGAGGCACCGACUUUGCAAGACAGAAGGGUGAACGUUUGACGCUCGCUUUAACGCUCUGCUAUACAGCACCAAGCACUCUGCACAAACAUACACGCUUUAAAAGGUAGGCCUAAUACUUUUAAUAAAGUACCGCGCGGUGUUCGUACGUCAUUGCUUGUGCAGUGCAGAGGUGCUGCUGCUGUUCACUGGGGCCAAAUUAAUCUGAAAUCAAUAAAUUAUUUUAAAGCAAUUUUUUUAAGUUCACGUUUGUAAAUAUCUUAGUGUUCACAGUGUAAAUUGGCAAGAAACGCCUUAUGAGGUAAUGUGAAUUCAUGUAUCUUAUAAUAUGAAAGUUUUUUGUUUAAAGAAAGAAAGGUUAAUGAAAACACCUGCGGAAUUAUUCUUACAACUUUAUAGUAAUGACUCUAAGAUCUUGCUUUCAUCUUACUUUAAAAAGAAAAGCAAAGCUUGGUCGUUAGUAAUACGAAAACAGCAAAGUGCAACCUGUGUUCAGACCGCAAUCUUGGGGUCUCGGCAUAAAAAGCAGGUAUUAGCUUACUGACAAAUUCCGAAGGACAUGUUUUAUGAUGCUUCGAUGAGGCACCUGUUUGGAAUAAAGCAGAUGCAGUUAUAACACAUGUGGAGAUAUGUAAAUCAAAUAUCCCAAAUCCUAAUAUCUAAACAAAUAUUGAAAAACGAGCAUGACAAUGUCCUAAUUGCCAAAAAUGUAUUAAACUUCACAGAGAGGCCGAUAUGGCUCAUUGUGGUACUACGCAAAAUGCUAACUAGUAAACAAGUUGACAACACACGAAAAUUAACUACACAAACAACAUUAUGUUCUCUUGUUAUUUUCUAUCUUCCUAUUUACAGUGUUAAGCUAAAUGGUUACAAAUAAACUGAUAUGCAUAG